Phlebotomus argentipes is the source of this 1182-nucleotide messenger RNA. RefSeq names its product tRNA (guanine-N(7)-)-methyltransferase non-catalytic subunit wuho (gene wuho). Bases 35 to 1171 code for a protein of 378 amino acids. Lineage: Eukaryota; Metazoa; Arthropoda; Insecta; Diptera; Psychodidae. Gene Ontology annotation, cellular component: cytosol; tRNA methyltransferase complex; nucleus. Gene Ontology annotation, biological process: RNA (guanine-N7)-methylation. The record is from RefSeq and is a predicted model, not a curated record. Gene Ontology annotation, molecular function: tRNA (guanine(46)-N7)-methyltransferase activity; protein binding. The transcript has a single exon.
AAAACACAACGCUUUUCCCGUGAUUUUCGCGAAAAUGUUCAUUUUCUCGCACUCGCAGGAGCAAAGUCAAUUGUUAUUAGCUAGUGGGAAGUGUCUUCUUUCCUUGGACACUGGGAGCGAUGUCGUAAGCACGUUCAAUCUGCCGGAAAGGAAGGAUCCCGUUGAGGCAGACGAUGAGGAUGAUACCAAAACAAAGCCACCGGGCGAGGUGAAUCGAGACAUCCAGAACUGUGCGGUGUCCGGAUGCAAGUCCCUGGCAGUCACGACAAACGACAAGUUCCUCUUCCUCUUCAGCAUCUCCAAGUGGUUUCCGCUUGAGGCCAAUCUCGUGGCAGAGCGCAAGAUUCCGCGAGUUUCUAGUUCUCUCAGAUUCUCUAGGGACGGAAGUGAGUUGCUGGUGGCAGACAAGAGCGGAGACUGUGCGGUGUACAACUGCAAAGAGGAGGAUAAUCUCGCGGAGAGACAGCUGGGCGGCCACUUGAGCAUCGUCACGGAUAUUCUCUUGACGGCCGAUGAGAAGUUCUUCGUCACGAGCGAUCGAGAUGAGAAGAUUCGCGUCACGAGAUUCCCCGAGAGUCAUGAGAUCGAAUCUUACUGCCUUGGGCACAGAGAAUUUGUGUCGCAGAUUGAUCUGCUGCCACACGAUGAAUCCAUUCUUGUGUCUCUGUCCGGAGAUUCGACGCUGCGCUUCUGGAAUUACCAGAAAGGGAAGCAAAUCUAUCAGAUUGAUAUUCCUGCGGCUGGCAUCCGGAUGGUUAGCAGAGCCGAAGAGGCUUCAUCGAGUGUCUUUGCCAUUUACAUGCACGAAACCGACUGUCUGCUGAUUGUGAGAGUUUCUGGAGCGCUGGAAUUGCAUCAUGAAGUGCUGAAGAGUAUUCCGGUGAAGGAUUUCUUCGUGAGUUCUCUCAUCUUCACUGAUUCCCAACUGUUGUGCUUUGGAGUGGUUCAGAAAGAAGAAUAUCACUCUAAAAUCCUGGGAUUCAAUUCAACUGACUGGAAUUCAACUGACUUCUCCCGAGUCAAUGAGACUUUGAAGGAUCGCUUGGGAAGCUUUCGGGACAGGAAUCCCGGACAGAGCAUCUCAGGGCUAUUCAAGAAGAAGUACUCCAACAUCGAGGAGUAUCACGAGCGAAAGAGGAAGCGUCUCGAAGGCAAAGAGAGCAAUAAAUGAUGCUUUACUCA